CACAAAAGAGAGAGAGAGAGGCUGAAACAAAGAAGUGAAAAUAACAGCAAAAAGUAGCAGCUGCUGCAGCUCCCCCGAAGCUUAUCUCAGCAGCAGAUACUCAACCCUGUUUGAGUAGCCUAGAAUAACACCAAUGGGAGAGGAGGAAAAGAAACCAGAGGAACAACCCAAGGCAGAGGAGAAAAAACCAGAGGAAGAGAAGAAGAAAGAAGAAGCAGCAGCAGCGGAAAAACCAAGCGAAGAGAAAAAACCGGAACAAGAGUCGAAAGAGGAAGUUGCUGCUCCGCCACCGCCACCGCCACCGGCCGAGAUUGUGCUCAAAGUGUUCAUGCAUUGCGAGGGUUGCGCUCGCAAGGUUCGUCGCUCCCUCAAAGGAUUCCCAGGUGUCGACGAUGUUGUCACCGAUUGCAAAUCUCACAAGGUGGUCGUUAAGGGAGAGAAAGCGGAUCCGUUGAAGGUUUUGGAGAGAAUACAGAGGAAGAGUCACAGACAGGUCGAGCUUCUUUCUCCGAUCCCGAAACCGCAAGAGGAGAAGAAGGUCCAAGAGGAAGAAAAGCCCAAGCCCACACCCGAAGAGAAGAAAGAAGAGGCUCAGAUUGUGAUGACGGUUCUGAAAGUUGGCAUGCACUGCGAAGCUUGCUCUCAGGAAAUCAAGAGACGCAUACAGAGAAUGAAGGGAGUGGAAUCAGCAGAACCCGAUCUGAAGAACUCACAAGUGAGCGUGAAGGGGGUGUACGAUCCAGCAAAGUUGGUUGAGUACGUGUACAAGAGAACCGGAAAGCACGCAGUGAUAAUGAAGCAAGAGCCAGAAAUGAAAGAGAAAGUGGAGGAAGCAAAAGAGGAAGCGAUGAAGAGUGAUGGCGAAGGGGAAGAAAACAAAGAGAAGAAGGAAAAAGAAGAGGCAAAGGGUGAAGAAGCCAAAGCAGAGGAACCAACAACACCAACAAUUACUGAAGACACCAACAAGGUUGUUCCAGAGGUUAAGAUUAAUGAAUACUUCUAUAACCCACCAAGGUAUGGCAUGGAGGUGUAUGCAUAUCCUGCACACCCUGCACACCCAGCGUAUUUCCAUUCCUACCCUCCCCAGAUUUUCAGCGAUGAGAACCCAAAUGCCUGCACUGUCAUGUAAAAAUUGAAGGUGUCAGGGGUGAUAUGGGAAUUAGGGGAAAUUGUGAAGUUUGGUGGGGGAUAUGAAUAUAGAUACCCUUUCCUGUGUUACCUGUACUGUGAAAGUACAAUGUAUGCAUAAGCUAUAGAAUUUUGUAAGACUUUCUGGUUCCUUGUUUAAGUAGAAUAUACUAUAUUACUUUAAAAAUACAGAACAAAA
Messenger RNA from Glycine soja, 1327 nucleotides. RefSeq names its product heavy metal-associated isoprenylated plant protein 7-like. The record is from RefSeq and is a predicted model, not a curated record. The coding region runs from base 134 to 1129 and encodes 331 amino acids. Lineage: Eukaryota; Viridiplantae; Streptophyta; Magnoliopsida; Fabales; Fabaceae. The transcript is spliced from 5 exons. Gene Ontology annotation, molecular function: metal ion binding.